This is a messenger RNA of Amphibalanus amphitrite, 14916 nucleotides long. RefSeq names its product probable E3 ubiquitin-protein ligase HERC1. The coding region runs from base 131 to 14227 and encodes 4698 amino acids. The record is from RefSeq and is a predicted model, not a curated record. NCBI's taxonomy places the organism in Eukaryota, Metazoa, Arthropoda, Thecostraca, Balanomorpha, Balanidae. The transcript has 85 exons. Gene Ontology annotation, molecular function: protein binding; ubiquitin-protein transferase activity.
AAGUGUCCUCUGGGACGUUUUGCGAAAAUUUUUGAGUGUUUUUGUGCACUCCGAAUGAUAUUAUUUGCCAUAGCUAUCAGAAAAUCAUGAAGUAGACAUCUAUAUAACGCCUCAUCCUACCAAAAGGACCAUGGCUGGGCAGGGUGUGAAGAUCAAGUGGUCUGACCACCUCAACUCCUCCUGGAUUGGGGAGAAGCCCGAAUCAGUCUGCCACAGGGAGGCUGCCGAGGGUCUCUACGCCCGCCUCAUUGAGUCCAAGGAGGUGGUCCCACUGCACGACACCUGCCCGGCCCCACCGACCACCCGACUGCCCGACUUUGAGCCGGAGAGCGGCGCCAGCCGGGCCGACCACGAGGCGUUCGUGGGCAGUCUGCUGAGUGCCCAGCUCGGCCUGGCCGCCGCCGUGCUCGCCGACUCGCCGAUCUCCGGUCUGCUCAGACAGCGGCUCAUCGUGCUGCGCAGGAUAUUCCACGCGCUGGCCACCAAAUACCAUGACGCCGGAAAGAGCGUGUCCCCGUCGCCGGGCCGGCGGGACUCUGGCCGGGUGUGCGCGGACGGCGCCGGGACCGGCUCCGGCGGCGGACAGGCGGCGCUGGUGGCUAUGGGCGUCAAGACGGGCCUGACGCUGGUGUUUUCACUGCUCAGACAAAGCUGGGCGCAGCAGACCGGCGCCGCCAUCUGCACGGACGUGCUGCGCACGGCGCUGGACAUUCUGAGCUCGCUGCCGCCGCUGUCACUGUCAGACGACGCCAAGAUGUCGGCCAUCGGCCGCCAGAGUCUGGACGACGUGUCGCGCUUCCUGCGCUCGGUGGCACUGCCCUCGUCGUCGGCCGACGAGCAGGGUCGUCUGUUGUCCUCGGAGCUGCUGCUGGGUAUCUCUGUGCAGCGCGGCUCCCUACACCACCUCCUGGACUGGCUGGACAUGGCGCUCACCGCCGCGGUCGAGGCCACGCAGAGGACAGACGUCAGCCGCCCGGUGAUAUCCUCCGAGUACCUGCACGGCGUGCUGACCGUGCUGAACGGAGGAGGUAGUGGCGGUACAGAGCCGGUCACAGAGACAGACGGAGGGAGAGAGAUCCACCUACUGGAGGCCGCCAUGGAGUUAUUAGACAGACUGGUGGACAUGGCCGAAGAGCACGCGGCGCCGGCGGCCUCUGCGCUCCGUCCGACCACAGUCGACUCGUGGCUGGUGUACGUGUGGGGCAGCAACUCGGCGUGUCAGCUCUCCGAGCCCACACAGGACAAGAUCGUCACGGCGCGCCUGGCGCCCGCCUUCGAGGCCGUCCAACAGAUGGAGGCGGGCCAGUACUGUUCGUUCACCGUUCAUGCCGACGGCAGUGUGUCGGCCUGCGGGAAGGGCUCCUACGGUCGGCUGGGGCUGGGAGACUCGGCCAACCAGCCCGUACCGCGCAGGGUAGCGCUGGACGCUCCGUGCCGCGCGGUGGAUAGCAGUAAGGGCAGUGACGGUCACACACUGGCGCUCACCACAGACGGACGCAUCUACAGCUGGGGAGACGGGGACUACGGCAAGCUGGGUCACGGUAACACGGUGACCCAGAAGUAUCCGCGGCUGAUCGGAGGCCUGCUGUCGGGCAAAACAGUGACCUGUAUAUCGGCCGGGUAUCGCCACUCGGCCUGUGUCACCUCUGACGGACAGCUCUACACCUGGGGGGAGGGAGAGCACGGACGGCUAGGUCACGGUGACAACACGAGUCGUAACGUGCCGACGCUGGUGGCCGACCUGUCCGCGGUUGGCCAGGUCAGCUGUGGCUCGGCACACACGCUGGCCGUCUCCGCAGACGGACGGACCGUCUGGUCUUUCGGGUCAGGCGAUAACGGCCGGUUGGGUCACGGUGACCUGGCGCGCUACUUCCGGCCCAAGGUGAUCGAGUCGCUGCAGGGCCGCACGGUGGUCAAGGUGGCCGCCGGAAACCAGUGCUCGCUGGCCCUGACAUCGGUGUCCGGACAGGGUGACCAGGCGGUCGGGCUGCGGCUGUGGUCGUGGGGCGGCGGUGUCUGCCUGGGCCACGGCUCACCGGACGUGGCCUGCCAGCGGCCGGCGCUGGUCGAGAUCCUCUGUGACCUCCAGGUCACUGACUUCUCACUUGGUGACUCGCACUGCCUAGCGCUCACAAAGGACCACGUGGUGUACGCGUGGGGUAACAACUCGAUGGGCCAGUGCGGUCUGGGCCACACCACCACGCCCGUGUGGCGGCCGCAGAGGGUGCUUGGCCUGGACGGUGUGCCCGUACAGCAGGUAUCGGCCGGCACCAGUCACAGCUGCGCCUGGACAGCGCCGCCCCGAGACAGACAGGCGAGCUCGCUGAGCCGGCCGUACUGUGUCAGUCUGGAGGAGAGCACCUUCUCACUGCUGAGGGCCUUCCUGGAGCGCUACUGCCACGGCUUCGACCGGCCCGCGCCGCCGCCGCCCUUCACAUCAUCAGAGCGCCACCAGCGUUUUCUGCUGGCCUGCCUGCGGCUACUGCACACCCACCUUUCGCUGGCGAUCGGCAGCGGUCUGGACACUGCCAGUAUGGGCGCUCAGGCCGGCGCGCUGCGGACACUCCUCUUCAGGUUGAUCGACACCAGCAUGCCGGCGGAGCUGCAGAAGGCGGUCCGCUCUGCGCUCCGGACCGGCGCUCCGCUCCUCCUACCGCCACUGCGGGAGAGGAUGGAGAUCCUCCACUCGCUGCUGCCGCAGGGACCCGGCUCUGGCGGUGCGCGGCUCACAGACGGACAGGAGCUGCAGCUCAGCAUGAUUCUGACCUCGCUGGAGGAGCACACCCACGUGGCCGCCCUGCUCGGGUACGGCGCCUCCAGUCCGCCGGCCUCAGCCGCGCCCGCCGACCCCGCCGUCGCCCUGCUGCUCAUGAAAACGCUGCUCAGAAACGUCGGAUUCGCCACGGAGCGGUGGCUGGAGCGUCUGGAGCGCUCCGUACCGGGCGGGGAGUCCACAGACGGCUCCACGGACCACUCACUGCACCUGGGAGCGCUGCUGAUGUCGCUGCAGAGUCACCUGCUGGCCUUCUGCUACACGGCAUCGGGAAACGUCGACAGUCAGGAGUACAAGAGCAGCACGGCGCUGCUGCAGAGUCACCUCUCACUGCUGUUUCCACUGGCUCGGGAGGCGGCCGGACGCGCCCUGACCGUCCUCUCACUGCGACCAGAGGUCUCCACAGCCGCCAGAGAGUGUCUGCUGCAGUCGGCGUGCGGCUCGAUGCUCUCCAAGGUGGUGCACUCGCUGCUACUGCUGCCCGUCAGCCUGAUCUGCUCCCUGCUGGGACACCUGACGGCCCUGCUGCCCGCUGUGGACGCCCUGGUCAGACUCACCGCCGCCGUGCCGGGGGAGGAGACGACGGACGGUUGGCAGUGGCUGUCUGACGCGGAGCAGGCCUGCGGUCUGCUGGUGGGCCGCUGUCUGGGCGGCCUGCUGGCCGGACCGCCGGUACUGGCCGAGGAGACCGACACGGCCCGCUGGCUGUCCAGCCCGUUGCUCAGCCGCGGACUGCAGGCGGACGGAGAACAAAUCGGCGGUUGCCUGUCGGCGCUGCUGACCUGUGUGACCCGGGACGGCCAGCUGACGGACGAGGUCAGUGUCGGACAGCUGAGCAGACUGCUGGACACCGUCUCCUGGUGGAGCGACCCAGAGCGGGUGGCACUCGUGGCCGCCAUCGGAUUCGACAAGCAGGAGUACGUGUACGAGGAGCUGUACGAGUACGGGCUGGCCGAGGGCCUGGAGCCGGCACCGGAGGACCUGCCGCGCACGGCCGAGCUCGUCUGCCGGCUGCUGCUCGUCACGCUGCUCAGACACGCCGGGUGUGAUACGGCAUCAGUACAGCACGCCAGGCGCCAGGACAUGGAGGUGAUUUACGAGACGGUGUACCGGGUGCGGCACGAGCUGAUGGGACACUACGCCGCCGAGAGCGCCGCGCCCCGAACAGACCGAAAGCGGCACCGCACCCGCACCACCACCGAUGAGGACGACGAGCGGAAGAGCGCCGCCGCCGACGGCGACGACUCGGCGGGAGAGGAGGAGACGCCCUCGGAGCGGUGCCGCUUCGAGUCGGUGUGCACGGCCGUGGCGCGCGCCUGCCUCUUCCUCUGUCUGGCCGUGGUGGGGCCCGACAAAAUGGACUCGGAUUCUGUCCGGGACCAGUGCUCGGAGGUGCUGCAGUUCGUCUGUCACGACUGGGGUAACCGUCGGCUGCUGGGUGAUCGCAGGCGGCCGGCCGGCGCCGGACUGGCCAGCACCGACCCCUUCCUCCUGCUGGUGGCCAUGCAGCAGCAACAGCAGCGCGCUCAGUCUCGCCUGAUCGGGCUGACCCAGGUGUGCGAGUUCCUGACGCCGAUCGCGGCCAGUCCUCCGACCCCGACUGCCGCCCCCACCAGUACCACUGCGGAGGGCGGCCAGGUGACAGUGACAGCUCCGGUGGUGGCGGCCGUGGUGGACAGACCCAUCACUGAGACCGUGCUGCUCAACCAGGUGUACGAGCAGUUCGUGGCGGGCUGUUUCGGUCUGUCGGCCGUCUCCCCGGCCCCUCCCGUGUGCCGGGUCCGGUACUAUACGGACGACGUGACUGCCAGCCGGCGCCAGCUGCGGCAGAGGAUACAGGCGGUGAUGGCCGACAUAUACCGGCUGAUGGUGGCCGCCCUGUUUGAACACCAGAACGGCGGAGAGGUACGGUACCGCCUGGAGCUGAUCGGCGUGCUCUCUCUGAGCGUGGAGCACCGUCCGGAGGACGUGUGGCGGGCGGCCGACUCUGGCCUCCUCCAGCUGCUGUCGCGGCUCUCCGAGGACAGUCUGUGGCUGACCGACGUGCUGGCCACCACCCACCAGCCGCUGGCCGUGGCCAGCAUGAGGUUCCUCCAGAUACUGGCCGUCAUCGCCGGUGUGUACGCGGGCAGUCUGCCGGCCACCACGUGUGACGAGAUCGUGGACCUGCUGCGGCGCCAGCUGGCCCGGCUGCUGGACGCCUGCUCCCGGCCAGAGCUGGAGACGGCAGUCAUCACCACCGUCUGCGACAUCGCGCAGCCGCCGCCGGCGACGGCCGGAAAACAUGCCAGGUACUCUGGCGCCGCACCAUCUGCCUCUGAAUCGACACUGGACUCUGUGACGGCCAGCUCCAACGACGGUGACUCGGAGCUCAUCACGUCGGCCGACGAAAGCGAGUACGCAGAACGGUCGGCCACCGACACAGCCAACGCCAACACCGGAAAGUGGAGCAGCGCCGCGGGCCGUCCCACUGCUGUGCUGCAGGCGGCCCGGCUCACCAGCACGGCUCAGGCGGCGGAGAGCUCUCUGGGCGACCUGCUGGUGUUUGUCCGACAUGUGGCCUGCACGGUGUCCGUGCGCCGGCUGAUGACCUCGCGCGUGUGGACGGGCCUGCUGCUGCGGAUCUGUGGACAGGUGCCGGACGGCUGCGGACGGCAGAUCCAGGCGCUGCGGCCCCGCCUGCUGGCGCUGCAGCUACUGGCCAACGUACUGCCCGCCCUGGACACCAGGGAGAACAGAGAGUACGCCGCACAGUUGGUACCGGAGCUGUUUCACCAGCUGUCAGACAGUCUGUGGCUGAUUCCGCGCGCCGUGGCCGGGCUGGCCGCCUCACGGAAGGACAAGGAACUGAAGAGGCGACUACUGAGACUCAGCAGUCCCGAGUGCGCGUCGGACGGUGACGGCGGCGAGAACAGUAUCCCCGUGCAGGACGCCGGGUUCGACCCGGACCGCUGUCUGUUCUGUACCGUGGAGAACGGGCAGACGCUGGUCCACUCGCAGGGCGGCAAGGGCUACGGGCUCGGCACCACCGGCAUCAAAUCCGGCUGUUACCAGUGGCGUUUCCUGAUCGUCCGUGAGACGCGCGGUAACGAGGGCACCUGCGUGGGCGUGUCGCGGGUACCCAUCCGGGACUACAGUCACCGCACCACCAACGACAUGUGGCUCUACAGGGCUUACAGCGGCAACGUGUACCACGGCGGCGAGCUGGGCGUCACGCUGCCCCAGUUCACCCAGGGCGACUACGUCACCUGUGUCCUCGACAUGGACAGUCGCACACUCAGCUUCGGAAAGAACGGCGAACAGCCGCGCGUGGUGUUUGAGGAGCUGGACGCCGCCGAGCUCUACCCGUGCGUCAUGUUCUACAGCACCAACCCCGGGGAAAAGGUGAAGCUGACGGACAUGCAGCUGCGCGGCUCGCCGCGCGAGAUGCUGGCCGGAGAGCCGCUGUGUGCGCCGGCCGCCGCCGUCCUGCUGGAGGCCCACAUCGCGCUCAUCAGGACACUGCACGGCACGACCGGAUGGACCGAACACGUGAACGCGUGUCUUCUGGAGCGUCUGACCAAGAUCAAAGGACUGAUGCCGUCCACCGACACUGAGGCCGAUCUCACCGAAACGACCGGCGAGGAUUCGUCUGCGGCCGGCGCCGACACCGACGCGCCGUCCGCGGUGCGGCGCUCGGCCUCGUCGGACGCGACGGGCCGCCGCCGGCCGGCCGAGCUCACCAUGACGCCGAUCGUCGAGGAGGCGGAGGAGAGCGCCGGCACCGACCGCGAGCCGGGAGGGGAGCCGGAGGAGGCCACGCCGGCCGGCAGGAGGCGCCGGGCCGUCCGGCAGCUCUGCAAAGAGGUGCUGCCGGCUCUAGCGGUGGUGGCCGGCGUGGACCGCGGCCUGCGGGUGGGCGGCGCCUGCGUGCACCGUCCCUCCUCCCGCCGAGCUGUGGUGCUGGGGAUGCUCAAACAGGGCCUCUCCUCGGUGCGGCUGCAGUGGGAGGACGGAGACGCCGCCGUCAGUGACGCGCCGGUGAACAGUCUGGAGCCGUGUGACCCGCCUCCGUUCAACGUCAGUCGACUGGGUCACAUCACGGCCGACGUCAUACACCAGCUGGUCAGACUGUCCGGCAUCACCGACGAGGUGAAUCUGGUGACGUCCCCGGCCUCUGACACCUCCCGGUCGACCUGUGACGACCCGGCGCCGUCGGGCCGCGGUGUGACCGAGUCCCGUAGUGCCGGAUCCUCCUGCGGCGGAGGAGGGGGAGGGGUGGAGGACACGGCCCCGUCAGCCGCCACCCCCGCCCGUCAGUCACACAGCCUAGUCACCAUGGAGACACUGACUGACGAACUGGUGGCUAACAUCAUCGGAGAGGUGACGGGCCGGGGCGGCAGCCGGCAGCGGGCGGGCCGCAGUCAGCCGGCUGACACCGCUGCCAGCGCGGCGGCGCUUCACCAGCUGACCAGGGAGGAGCAGGCCGUCCGGGGCUGCCUGCUGCAGAUGUCUGCGCUGAAGGUGCUGCUGGUGCUGCUGGGGGACGCGGGGGUGACGGACCUGCUGUACCCGCCGCCCGAUCCCUCCCCGGCCGAUAAGAAGAAGGAACUACCGGCGCCGGACGAGGCCGGCCAGGAGCUGCGGGCCGAGCUGCGCAGGGCUGUGACUCACAUGGUGGCCGCCGCCAUCAAAUCCAGCCCCAUCAGACGACUGGUCUCAGCCGCGGAGCUGGAGCGCGCCGUGACGGUGCUGCACGCCUCCCACCUGCGGUACCAGGCCGAGCACGGCUGUCGGAUCCGGCAGACCGAGAGCCAGAUCGCGGCGCUGCUCAGCAGCCAGCCGGCCAACGCGCCGGCCGCCUUCAGGGCGGACUCUGGCAGUUCGGCUCCCUCCGACUCUGCUCUGGCCCCGUCCUCCCUGCUGAGCAGUGUGCCCAUCUGGUGGCCCCAGACGGCAGCCGCCAACCGCUCGGCGCCGCCGGCCGCCACGGCCACCGCUGUGGGCGUGACAGUGACGGCGGCCGGCCCGUCGCCCACCGCCUCCCUCUCCACCACCAGACAGAGACACCCGGCGGGCAGCGGGGGCGCCGCGGCCGUCCGCUCGCCCUCCCCUCCGCCGCCGCCCGUGGCCCUGCCGCUACUGGAGAUGGGCUUCUCACUGAGACACAUUCAGCGCGCCAUCAGUGUGCUAGGCCGCACAGGUGACAUGUCGACGCACGCGGUGAACCAGCUGGCCUCGUGGAUGCUGGAGCACCCCUCUAUAGACGACGUGAGCACGGUGAGCCGACCGGGCCCUGAGCCGCCCGCCUCUGCCGGCGCCGCCGCCGCGCCCUGCGCCGCUCCAGUGGCCGGCGCCUCGCAGCAGCUGAUGACACACAUACUGGACCGGCAUGUGGCCAGAGAGAUGGAGCUGUCGGGUGGCCGCUCUCAGGACGAUACCGACACCUCUGACCCGCUGGUGGAGCCCUCGGGCGGUCGGCCGACGUUCCGCGGCCAGCGGAGUCGGCCGUACGCCGACAUCCGCUCCUUCCUGGGACCGUCUCCCGGCUCCUCGGCCACAGACUGUUCGCCUUUUGAGUACCUGGCGCGCGCGCGCGGCCUGUCGACCAACCGCGACUCUCAGGGACAGCAGGCGUACCCGACACAGGCCUGCGCGCUGUGCGGCGGCCAGCCGUGCCACUGCGGUACCGGUGCCGCCGCCGGCGGCCGCUCUGGGUCGGUGUCUGGCGCGGCGGCGGCCGGCCGCGCUGCGCGCCGCCACUGGCCGGCCCGGCGGCGCUCCUCCGACUCUCGGUACGUGAUCGACUCGGAGGAUGAGCUGGAGGUGCUGGUCGAGAGGGCUGUCACAGAGGUGGGAGGCGCCGCCGACAGGCUACAGUCUGACUCUGACGAGGCCAACCUGGAGCUGUGCGACGUGUGUAACGCGCUGGUGUUUAACCUGACGCGCCACCAGCGUACCACCCACCCGGGCUGUUCGCGCAGCUGGCUCAACACCUACUGCGGCGCUGUGCUCGUGAACCCGAACGUGCCGGAGGGUCUGGUGCGCACCACGUACGUGCUGUGUGACCUGUGCACGGAGCGCUACUCGGCGCAGACGCCGGCCGGCCGGCGCAAUUCGAGUCAGAGCGUGGGCGCGCGGCCACCGCCGGACGCCGGCGCUACAGAUCUGCUCACACCGUCAGCCGGCGAACAGGACGACCCGGAGUCGCCGGCGCGGCCGCCGCCUCUGUCUGGCGACUCGGACCUGCUGGCCGACUCUCCACUGCUUGCCUCGGACCGGCAGCGUCCCGAGCCAGUCCCGUUCUCCGAGUCGGACCCGCUCGGAGCCGGCCGGGUGCCGCUGGUGGCCGCCGAGCCGGGCGCCGGGGAGCGGCCCGAGCCGCCGACCGGCCGGCACCGCAGCCUGGCCGAGCAGGCCGCUCAGCUGACGGCCUCCGCCGACCGGGCGGCCGCCCUCCGACAGGUGGCCAGGGCCGGCAGAGUGCUGCUCUGCCGGGCGGCCGUCAUGAGGGUCGUGCAGUACGUGGCCGCCAGCGGCAGCGAGCGUCACCUGGCCGAGACUCUAACGGCCGUCGGUCUGGGCGACAUCCAGCUGCUGGUGCGGCUCAUGUGUCUGACGGCCGCCGGGCGCGUCCAGUCGACGGCCGAGUCGCCCUCCUGCCGGCCCCCGCCGGCGCCCUCGGCGGCCGCCGGCGCCGGGCAGCUCCCCGCCGCCGCCAGCGCCGGAGUCCGCGCGCUGAGCCGCGCCGUGGGAGCGCUGGCGGCCGCCGGGGACGGCGCCGCCGCCGAGCUGGUCCAGCUGUGUACCCAGGACCUGAUGACGGCGGCGGUGGUACCGGCGCCGUCCGGCGGUACAGCGGCCGCCGCCACCAACUUGGCGGUGACUCAGACCCUGGUGGAGCUGCUGACUGCCGGCGAUAUUCUGGGGAAACACGGCGUCCCCCACAAGUCUCCGCCGAGCUCUCCGGGCGGCAGCAGCGCCGGCGGCGGCGCCCCGUCUCUGCCGCCCCUCUGUCAGCUGGCUGACGCGCUCAGCGCCUGUGUGCUCUCUAUGAGAGCGACGCCGGCUUUGCGGACAUGGGCCACGCAACAGCUGGUGCGUUGUCUGUCAGUGUGCCAGUCGUCAGCCGACCCGGGCGACGAGUCGCUCUGUGACCUGGGCGGCUGCCUGCCGCGGCUGCCCUCCAGAGAGGUACAGGGGCACGGCGAGCGGGUCACACAGAUCUGCUGGAGCAAACACAGAAACUGGAUGGCUACAUGCGGCUGUGACGGCACGGUCCGUCUGUGGUCAGUCCCCUCCUCGGGCGUGCCGGUGAUGGAGCAGACGCUGGUGUUUCACGCGGCGGCCGGCGUGUUUGGGCCGCAGCUGCAGAGCCGCCAGCUGGGACACCUCAGCUGGGGAGACGCCGGAGCGCUGGUGGCCGUCUGUAUGGAGAGCACGCUCAACGUGUGGACUGUGCCCGAUGCCCAGCUGUUCAUCUCUGACGAGCCGGCGUGGAUCACGGCUGUGGCGUGGCCGGAGCCGUCGGGCGGCCAGCGGCCGGCGCUGCUGCUGGGCCGCGCCGAUGGCCGCCUGGUGCUCGUCACAGUGCGGAGACACGGCGGUGAGGAGGAGCAGCACGGGCCCGCAGACGUCGAGUACGGCCGCACCGAGCUGGAACACUGCGGCAGCGACAACGCGGUGUCAGUGACCCACCUCAGCUGGCCGGACGGCGACUCGGUGUUUGCUGUGGGGUUCGCUGACGGCUCCGUUCAGAUAUCGUCACCCAGUCCCGACUCGGCCACACGCACACUCACCGUGGCACAGGGUCUGCUGACCUCCGUCUCGCUGUCCUCCGACGCCGCUCUUCUGGCCGUCUCUGGUGGGGACACUCCCCAGGUCACCCUGUUGGCGGCACCGGACUCCGGCGGCCGGCGUGAAGACUGGCUGCAGUUACCGCCGCUGCCGCUAGAGGCGCCACCCGUCACACUGGCCUGGCAGGCCGCCGGACGCGGCGGCGCCGGUCCGGAGCAGGUGCUGUGCACCGGCUGUGUGGACGGUUCCACCGCCGUGUGGCUGGUCCGGCCCACGGCAGAGGGCUGCUGGUCGGCCGAGAGCUCCCUGCGACUGCGCGGACACCCGAGCUACCCGGUGACGGCCGUGGCGCCCCAUUCGGCGGGCAGACCCUACCUGGCUACUGGCUGUUUUAAGGGUAUGAUUGGCCUGGUAAACGUCUGGUCGCUGGUGGACGGAGCGCUCCUACAGACGGUGAUCGGCAGCGGCGGACUACAGUCACUGGCCUGGGUCGGAGCCGCCGGCAUCGCAGCCUGCUUCGCCAGGUCAAAGGACGUCAUAACGUUCGGCGCGGUGCGCCCGGAGCUGCGCCGUCUGCAGCCGCUGGCCACGGCGCGCGCGGCGCUCAUAGGCCGCGGCGUCACCGCCCUCCACCAGAUGUACUGUCUCAGACACCUGCUGGUGCUGCUGCCGGACCUGAUGGCGCACCAGUACGCCUUCGAAAAACCCACAGUGAUGGCCGGAGACCAGCUGGUGCACAGCGGGUACCUGCAGGCGCUGACCUGUCUGGCGCUGGGACUGCGGCUGGACAGGGUCCUCUGUUACACAGAGACGGCCGCCCACGAGCGGCAGCCCCAGAGAGUGCCGGAGUGGUCGUGGCUGCUGAACUGCAGUCAGGCGGCGCACGUGGCCCACUCCCUGCUCACCAGACAGCCGCUGCCCCAGCUGUUUGUCGCCAACCAGGCGUCUCUGGACGGUGACGGCGGUGACCGGGAGGGCGGCGAGCCGUCCCCGUCAGCCACUGACAACAGUCAGUGGAGCGUGCAGCAGGACGGCGAGCUGAUGGCCUGGGCCACCCACCAGCCGCACGACUGGCAGCUGGGCGGCGGCUGCAGCGCCUACCUAUGGGGGUCCGGGAGGCACGGACAGCUGGGUGAGAGCCGCUCCACCUUCACGCCCGUGCGCGCCGAGUCGUUCGGCCGCUCGCAGUCGGUGGUGUGCGGCCAGAACUGUACGUUCGUUAUCCAGUCGAACGGGACAGUGCUGGCGUGCGGCGAGGGCAGCUACGGCCGGCUCGGCCAGGGCAACAGCGACGACCUGCACGCACUCACCGUCAUCAGCGGACUGCAGGGGUUCGUUGUUGUUCAGCUGACGACGUCCGCCGGCUCGGACGGCCACUCGCUGGCACUGGCCGAGUCCGGCGAGGUGUUCUCCUGGGGAGACGGCGACUACGGAAAACUGGGGCACGGCAACUCGGACCGACAGCGGCGGCCACGGCAGAUCGAGGCGCUCCAGAGCGAGGAGGUCGUGCAGGUGUCGUGCGGGUUCAAGCACUCGGCGGUGGUGACGGCCGACGGCAAGCUGUUCACGUUCGGCAGCGGCGACUACGGCCGGCUGGGACUCGGAUCCACAGAGAACAAAAAGCUGCCAGAGCGGGUCACCGCGCUCGAGGACCACCGCGUCGGACAGGUGGCCUGCGGCCUGAACCACACGCUGGCGGUCUCGGCCGACGGCGCCACGGUGUGGUCGUUCGGAGACGGCGAUCACGGCAAACUGGGACUGGGCAGCACCGCGUCCAAAACCACACCGCAGGUGGUGGAGGCGAUGUCGGGUCUGGGCGUCAAGAAGGUGCUCUGUGGCAGCCAGUUCUCUGUGUUCCUCACCCACUGCGGCAGCCUCUACACGUGCGGCAUCGACAGACUGAUCGGACAGCCCGACGGACGCAUACGGGGACACACCCGGCCCCAGCAGGUACCCGCGCUCCGUGAGCGGACGGUGGUGGAGGUGGCCGUGGGCGCCGAGCACACCCUGGCACUGACCGCCGACGGCCUCGUGUUCGCCUGGGGGACAAACAACGACGGUCAGCUGGGGCUGGGGCACACGGCCGGCGUCCGGGAGCCGCAGCUGGUGGCCGCGCUCACCGGGAAACACAUCAGACAGAUCUCGGCCGGCCGGUGUCACAGCGCGGCGUGGACGUCGCCGCCGAUCGGUCCGCGCACGCCGGGCGUCUCAUGCGGCCCCAGUCUGGGCGUGCCGUCGCGGGUGCCGCCGCAGUACAGCCGGCUGCAGGGGCGCGCGCCGGCCGCGCUCCGGCGCCGCCUGCUGCUGCUGCACCGCUACUCGGACCUGGUGUACGCCAGUUGGAGACUGCUGCCGCUCACCAACGCUCAGCCGAGUGAGCAGCUGGCGCCCGGCCUGGCCGCCGUCACUUCCCCGGAACUGAGGCCCCUGCUGGCGCCGCGCGUCUACACGCUACCCAUGGUCCGCAGUCUGGGACGGACCAUGGUCCAGGGUAAGAACUACGGGCCUCAGAUCACGGUGAAGCGUUUGGCGGUGCGCAGCCGCGCCUGUAAGCCCAUCUUCCUGCAGAUAGCGCGACAGGUGGUACGGCUGAGACCGGCCGACCUGCGGCUCCCCAGCAGGGCCUGGAAGGUGAAGCUGAUCGGCGAGGGUGCCGACGACGCCGGCGGCGUGUUCGACGACACCAUCACGGAGAUGUGCGUGGAGCUGACGGGCGGCGCCGUGCCGCUGCUGGUGCCCACGCCCAACGCCGUCUCCGACACGGGCUGUCACCGCGACCGGUUCCUGCUCAACCCCGAGCUGGCCGCGUCACACCAGCUCAGCCUCUUCAAAUUCCUCGGCAUCCUGCUGGGCGUGGCGAUCCGGACCAAGAAGCCGCUGGCCAUCCCGCUGGCGCCGUUCGUGUGGAAGCUGCUGGCCAACAUGACGCUGGGUCUGGACGACCUGGAGGAGACCGACUCGCUGUUCACACAGAGCCUGCGCUACGUGCGAGAGCUCAGCGACGACAUACCCGAGGAGACGCUCAAUGAGGUAUUACCGGUGGAGACGUUCGAGGCGCCGUCGUGCACGGGCCGUCUUGUGCCGGUGGUGGCCGGCGGACGCACCCUGCGCGUCACGGCCGCCACCCGGCGCGAGUACGUCCGGCGCGCCGUGCUCUACAGACUGCACGAGAUGGACCUGCAGGUGUCUGCGGUGAGGGAGGGUAUGUCCUGGAUGGUGCCGGUGCCGCUGCUCUCCCUGCUCACCGGUCAGCAGCUGGAGCAGCUCGUCUGCGGUCUGCCAACCAUCUCCGUACCGCUGCUGAAAACCAUCGUCAGGUACCGUGAGCUGGACGAGCAGCACCCGCUGGCCCAGUGGCUGUGGGCCGUCCUGGACAGCUUCUCCGACUCCGAGCGCGUCCUCUUCAUGCGCUUCGUCUCAGGCCGGUCCCGACUGCCGGCUAACCUGGCAGAUCUGUCCCAGAGGUUCCAGGUGAUGAAGGUGGACAAGCCGACGGACGGCCUUCCCACGGCUCAGACGUGCUUCUUCCAGCUGCGUCUGCCCCAGUACUCCAGCCAGGAGAUGCUGGCCGACCGUCUGCGGUACGCCAUCAACAACUGCCGCUUCAUCGACAUGGACAGCUACAUGCUGGCGCGCAACACGGACGGAGGCACCGUCUCAGACGACGAGAUCAUGUAGCUACAGGGAGACCGCACCGCGGGCUCUUCGGAAACCGCACCGCGGGCUACUCUGAGAUCGCACCGCGGAUUCUCCCUCCAACGGCAGCUGGUGAGACAGACGAACUUACCCAAGCUGCGCGAUAGGCGGUAUGAAAUCUAUAUCCACUACCGUGGAUUGUUUGGACGGCUGUCGGGUCCCCAAAUCAAAAUCCGCUGUGGCAGAGCGAAGAGCUGUGGAGUUUUGACCGAACUGUGUUGUGUUCCGCGGAGAGAGAAUACUCGGCCCUAUCCGAUACUCAGGUUGGUACUGGGAGAGAAUGAAGGGGAGGUAGAGGGGAGCGAAGUAGAACAAAGAGAUGGACGGCUGGAGAUAUCGAUGCGAUGGCUUCGUUCCUAUUCAGUGCGAUGGUGUUGCUAACAAAUUGUACAUUUUGUUGUCUCAAAGUUCCAAGUGAGUGUUGUUAUGCCGUGUUUUAUGUUGCUGCUGCCUGUUUUAAUCAUGUUCUCUUUCAACUUGCUUUAAUUACUUUUAAUUCAUUGUGUGGAGCGCUGUGGUCCCGACUCUGUAAAUCGAGCUUACGACGAUAUUUGUUUCUUUACGCGAUGCGUAUUACAAAUCCAGCGAUGUCGUAUUUUUACUUGUCUGAAUCUGGGGACUGUGCAUGCAGAUGUUUGGGAUAUUUCCCAAAAUAUAUUUUGAAACUCAUA